AUGGACGGGGAUGAUGAUGAUGAUGAUGAUGAUGAUGAUGAUGAGAGAUGCAGGACGGCAAGGCGCCUUCUCUGUUGCACCAAGGUGUUGGACGACUCUGGUAUCUCUCCUGCGUCGCAGGAAACAAAACGAACGUGGUUAACCCGUCUACAGACCAGCUCUCAAACCUGCGUUGCGGAACAGCGGCGAAGGUUUGGAGCUUCGCCGGGUUCCGGGGGUUGA
This is a messenger RNA of Paracoccidioides brasiliensis Pb18, 222 nucleotides long. RefSeq lists its product as uncharacterized. The record is from RefSeq and is a predicted model, not a curated record. The transcript has 2 exons. Bases 1 to 222 code for a protein of 73 amino acids.